UGUAAAGAUCAGGACGCAGCAAUGGCAACCGGAUACCAGCUCCCGUCACUGACAACAGUGGUCUGCGGGAUAUUUGUGGCUUACGUCUUACAUUCCAUUUGGACGUUGGGGCAGCUCUUCAUCCCUCCGGAAUGUCCGGAAUAUUACCAGUGUCUGCAUCCAGUCAUCGCUCAAAAUCCAAAGUUACAGUUCUUUGCAUUCUCGUCGCAGAAGAAGAGCCCAGAGUAUGCAAAUGACCUCAAGCUGGUGCACCACAUUCCUAACUUCAAGUACAAGAAGGACUUGGAAGAAGUCCUGCAAGUUCCUAUCCCGAGGAAAGUCCGGAAUAACGGGACCAUGUACCUCCACAUGUUUUUGACGUCGUCGAAGGCAGACCCCGAUAAUUGGCAUAGUGUCGUCAAUGACGAGAUGUCAGUCUAUGGCUUCUCACGCCUGACGAAAUAUCACAUUCCCGAAGCAGCCACGUUUAACCUGCUCGGUAAAGAAGAGAAGGGCGGCAGACAGUCGAACCUCCAUCGUCCGGUUACCCACUUCCUAUCACAAUAGUGUUCAACAUUCUCAC
This is a messenger RNA of Macrobrachium nipponense, 562 nucleotides long. RefSeq names its product lipid scramblase CLPTM1L-like. The coding region runs from base 22 to 546 and encodes 174 amino acids. The transcript has 5 exons. Lineage: Eukaryota; Metazoa; Arthropoda; Malacostraca; Decapoda; Palaemonidae. Gene Ontology annotation, cellular component: membrane; endomembrane system. The record is from RefSeq and is a predicted model, not a curated record.